Ambispora leptoticha is the source of this 837-nucleotide messenger RNA. NCBI's taxonomy places the organism in Eukaryota, Fungi, Glomeromycota, Glomeromycetes, Archaeosporales, Ambisporaceae. The record is from the annotation of a GenBank genome assembly.
AUGGAACAACAGUCAAUUCGCUAUACGUACGAUUCAGAAUCAGGGGAAGAAGAAGACACCGAGAUGUCAGGCGGUUCACCUACCCCCAUGUUACUCUUAUCCCUAGAAAAAAUGAAAAAAAUUGCUGACAGCAAUGCUCUCAAUAAAAAAUUGCUUUCUGGACGCGUUCUACUGGUUGGAAUUGAAGAAGGUGGAAGUUUGUUUCUUUCUUCGAUAAAGAACAAAAAAAUAAUUGGAACAUUACUUCUACCAGGAAGUGAUUCGAUUCCACCAGAUCCAAAUAAUUCAGAAAUUAUUAGCUUAAUAUACGAGUUAGAAGCAGCUCCUGACGUCCUUAUCGUGUUUUGUAAACAUCAAAUACCGACCGAAAGAUGUGCGGGGUGGACAAAGACAUUAUUUGAGCAUGUGGAUGUUCAAAGCGUAGUCGUGUUUGACACUUUUGCAGCAUCUUCAUAUAUAAACCUCGAUUCGGAAGACCAUCCGUAUCCACCAUUAGUUCGAAUAUUACAAACGAGCAAGGCGGCCUCAAUUCAAGAUAUACCAUUAUACGAGCCUCCUAAUCUUACUCGUGAUCUGGGUGCAGCCAUAUUGAGUCAUUGCGAAAUUCAUAAAAUUCCCGCCUAUCUUUUACUCAGUCUUCUGGACACCCAACACGGAAGAUUCAUGGCGACCUCAAGCACACUACAAGCUUUCCAAACAGCGUGGGAAAAACUUGUUGCAUCUCAUGGCGUGGAGCAAGGUAUCGAUUUCGUAGCUGAUAUUCAGUCGAUAUUCAAAACGAAUGAACGAAAGAAUAGAGAUAUCUUGAGUGAAUCUCAAUCACAGUUAUAUUUAUGA